Molecule: messenger RNA, 1190 nt
Organism: Salvia splendens (bonfire salvia)
Lineage: Eukaryota; Viridiplantae; Streptophyta; Magnoliopsida; Lamiales; Lamiaceae
Product: N-alpha-acetyltransferase 40
Exons: 9
Coding region: 58-828 (256 amino acids)
Cellular component (GO): nucleus
Molecular function (GO): histone H2A acetyltransferase activity; protein N-terminal-serine acetyltransferase activity; histone H4 acetyltransferase activity
Source: RefSeq, a predicted model, not a curated record
AUAAAUGUCAGACGAAAAAACAAAUGCGAGGGAAAGAAAAACAAAAAAAAAUCGCAGAUGGAAGCUGAAUGCAAAGGUUGCGAUAGACCAAGGAAGAAGACGCGGCGAGAGAUAAUUGAGAAGAAGAAAGCAAUCGAGAACAGGAUCAAAGCUGCUUCUUCGGUGAAAGAUCAUCUCGCUACUUGUCCGCAUUUUCGCCACUAUCGAGGAAACGGAUUGCAUGCGCAUUUGGAUUCAGGACGUGGCGAUAGGCUCCCUGUUCGUACGAAACAAUACAUACAAAACCUUCUUAAGCUGAACAUGGAGGCACCUUUUGGACCAGAGUGGUCAGAUGAAGAAAAGACCAAGAGACGUGAUAUGGUUGCGCCAGAAGCUCGUUACAUAUUUGUGCAUGAGGUAUCAGAUGAGGAUGCUGAUAAAGCAUUAGAGCUCAGGGACGUGGAGAGGCCAUGCAAUUGUAAGGGCUCUAUUGUUGGUUUUGUACAUUACCGAUUUACUCUGGAGGAAGAGGUGCCUGUACUUUAUGUUUAUGAAUUACAGCUUGAGCAUCGUGUUCAAGGAAAGGGACUAGGGAAAUUCUUAAUGCAAUUAAUUGAGCUAAUUGCUUCUCAGAAUGGAAUGGGUGCUGUGGUUCUAACCGUCCAAAGAGCAAAUCCAAUGGCAAUGAAUUUUUAUAUAUGUAAACUGAGGUACACAAUUGCUGCAAUUUCUCCCUCAAAAGUUAAUCCGUUGGGACCAGAGAAAAACUAUGAGAUACUUUGUAAGUCAUUACACAAUGAAGCUCAGGCAGUCUUGGAGGCGCCCCAAGAUACCACAUCCGACGCAUGAGACACCCAGAUUGCUGAUGUACUGGUGUAGCUCAGUUCUUGCCCAUAUGUCCUGGUAGCCCGAUAUUUGGAGAUGGCGCACGGUGGCCGGUACACAACCUGACGAAUAUCGGUCGUUCGAUGACAACACGCAGUACGACCCCGACUUCAGUACGGAUUCAUACGGUCUCGAUGAGUUGCACCGGAAGUUAGGGCUUUUGUAGAAUAGUCAAUUUUUUUUAUAACCAUUGUAACUUUUUAAAUCAAUGUAUUAUUUGUCGUUUCUAUUUAAUCGUUGUGUUUUUUAAUUAGUUUGCAUUUAUAUAUUUGAAAACAUUUAAAUUAAUUAACAAAACAAUAGUAAAACCUAUAGCGGCGCCCCAC